CUUCUCCCUGGUGGACUUGCGGGAAGGGAGAUGAGCUCCCGGGCACCCCUUCCAGGAAGGGAGGAGGGACAGGGCAGCACAGAGCCCCCCAGAGGCAAGAGCCACCCCGGGGCCCCGCAGCAGCAGCCAGCGGGGAGGAGCCUUCCCCAGGGCUCGCUGCCCCACUCCUCCAAGCCGCUCACGUCCUUCCUCAUCCAAGACAUUCUGCGGGACGGUGCGGACCGCGGAGCUGCGGGAAAAGGGAGGAAGAGCCGGGGAUGCUGCGGUGCCUCUAGCCCGGAGCCUGCGCUGGACAGUGCAAGCUCCGCUCCCCGGCAGCCAGCUGGGAAACCCCUCCCUGAAGGGGUCCCCCCGCCACCCUCGGAGCAACCAGGAGAGCCAGACGCAGAGGCACAUACGGAGACCAACCUGUCAGACUGUGAAAACCCUCUGAAAUCCUCAUCGAGCAACCAAAGGACCCCGAAGCAGCAAAAGCGCUCACGGGCAGCCUUCUCCCACACUCAGGUCAUCGAGUUAGAAAGGAAGUUCAGUCACCAGAAGUAUCUGUCCGCCCCGGAGCGAGCCCACCUGGCAAAGAACCUGAAGCUCACUGAAACCCAGGUGAAAAUCUGGUUCCAGAACAGAAGGUACAAAACCAAAAGGAAGCAACUAGCCUCAGAACUCAGUGGACUCGAUAAGAACUCAGUUUUUCCAGUCCUUAAAGCGGAUGAUGUCUCCAAGGCCUCUCUGAUUUCUGUGUAUAACAGCUACCAGUACUAUCCAUACCUGUACUACUUGAAUGGCUGGAGUCCCUCUUUGUGGUAACUACAGCUAAAGACUUCAACUUUUCCAAA
This is a messenger RNA of Trachemys scripta elegans, 833 nucleotides long. It is a transcript of the gene NKX3-1, whose product is annotated as NK3 homeobox 1. Gene Ontology annotation, cellular component: nucleus. Gene Ontology annotation, molecular function: RNA polymerase II cis-regulatory region sequence-specific DNA binding; DNA-binding transcription factor activity, RNA polymerase II-specific. The record is from RefSeq and is a predicted model, not a curated record. The transcript has 2 exons. NCBI's taxonomy places the organism in Eukaryota, Metazoa, Chordata, Testudines, Emydidae. Gene Ontology annotation, biological process: cell differentiation; regulation of transcription by RNA polymerase II. The coding region runs from base 31 to 804 and encodes 257 amino acids.